Penicilliopsis zonata CBS 506.65 is the source of this 742-nucleotide messenger RNA. RefSeq lists its product as hypothetical. NCBI's taxonomy places the organism in Eukaryota, Fungi, Ascomycota, Eurotiomycetes, Eurotiales, Aspergillaceae. The transcript has 6 exons. The coding region runs from base 14 to 592 and encodes 192 amino acids. Gene Ontology annotation, cellular component: cytosolic small ribosomal subunit. Gene Ontology annotation, biological process: positive regulation of translational fidelity; translation. The record is from RefSeq and is a predicted model, not a curated record. Gene Ontology annotation, molecular function: structural constituent of ribosome; rRNA binding.
GGAAACCGCAGCCAUGGCCCCUGCUCCUCGUGUCUACUCCAAGACCUACAAGGUCCCUCGUCGUCCCUUCGAGUCGGCUCGUCUUGACUCGGAACUGAAGACUGUCGGCGAGUACGGCCUGCGCAACAAGCGUGAGGUGUGGCGUGUCCAGCUUACCCUCUCCAAGAUUCGUCGUGCCGCUCGUGAGCUUCUUACCCUCGACGAGAAGGACCCCAAGCGCCUUUUCGAAGGUAACGCCCUGAUCCGCCGUCUGGUCCGCAUCGGUGUGCUCGAUGAGUCGCGCAUGAAGCUCGAUUACGUCCUGGCCCUUAAGGUCGAGGACUUCUUGGAGCGCCGUCUCCAGACCUGCGUCUACAAGCUUGGUCUUGCCAAGUCCAUCCACCACGCUCGUGUCCUGAUCAAGCAGCGCCACAUCCGUGUCGGCAAGCAGAUCGUCAACGUGCCCUCCUUCAUGGUCCGCCUCGACUCCCAGAAGCACAUUGACUUCGCUCUCACCUCUCCCUACGGUGGUGGCCGCCCUGGCCGUGUCCGCCGCAAGAAGUCCAAGGCUGCCGAGGGCGCCGGUGACGACGAGGAGGAGGAGGAGGAGUAGAUGCAAAAUACCGGGAGUUUCGGUCGGGUUUCGUUCGGAAAAAAAUGUGCCGGGGGUUUCAUACCGAGUACAGCAUAGCAUUUACCUUGUUGUAUGAUCAUGAAAUUCAAUAAAACAAAAUUCAUUCGAAACCCAAUCCUGAUCCCUUUC